Mesorhabditis spiculigera is the source of this 366-nucleotide messenger RNA. Lineage: Eukaryota; Metazoa; Nematoda; Chromadorea; Rhabditida; Rhabditidae. The record is from the annotation of a GenBank genome assembly.
AUGGCCGGUGCCGCGAACCAAGUGCAGAAUCUGGACGACCCCGAGCAUUUCGACCGCGCCUUCAAGGCCAUCAACCAGAAGGUGAACGUCGAGGGUAACCACGCGUACCACAAGGUGCCGAUCAAGCUGCUCAACGCGAAGACGCAGGUCGUCUCCGGCGCCCUCUACCACUACGAUGUGCUUGUCGGUGAUAGUGAUACCAAGAAAUCGGACGCCGAUCCGCAAUCGUUGAGCAAGGAAAACCUGAAGUAUAGCCAGGGCGGCAAGCGUGAGGUGUACAAGGUGAAGGUGUGGGAGCAGCCGUGGAAGGAUUUCGUCGAGUACACCGUCGAGAAGGAGCGCGACGUCGCCGCUGAUGAGCAGAUU